This is a messenger RNA of Protopolystoma xenopodis, 276 nucleotides long. The record is from the annotation of a GenBank genome assembly. NCBI's taxonomy places the organism in Eukaryota, Metazoa, Platyhelminthes, Monogenea, Polystomatidea, Polystomatidae.
UGCCUGGUUGACGAAAGCAGUAGCUCUGCCAGCGGUAUCAUUCGAGUGGAGUCGCCAUGCCAUUCGGUGGGCAAGUAUAUGUGCCGUGAUGGAACUUGUCGCGAUCGUAUUCUCUUCUGUAAUGGCAUAGCAGACUGCGCCGACUCCAGCGAUGAAGAGCCUCCUCACUGUUGUAAGUCUGCCCAACUUUUUUAUCCGCUCAUUCCUGCCGUUUGUCUACGCCAGUCCCUUCCAAAUCAAUCAGCCUCGGGCGACCUGUCAACUCAUGGGCCCUGA